Messenger RNA from Bipolaris maydis ATCC 48331, 992 nucleotides. RefSeq lists its product as uncharacterized. The record is from RefSeq and is a predicted model, not a curated record. NCBI's taxonomy places the organism in Eukaryota, Fungi, Ascomycota, Dothideomycetes, Pleosporales, Pleosporaceae. Gene Ontology annotation, molecular function: oxidoreductase activity, acting on the CH-OH group of donors, NAD or NADP as acceptor.
AUGGCACCGAAUCUAAGUGACCUCCCCAAGGACUACUAUGUCAAAUCAAUGCAAUUCACAAAACGUGCACACCAAGAUGCGUAUCCAGCAAUUGAUCCAAGUCUCCCAGAACACAGCUUAGCAGGCAAAGUCGUUAUCAUCACUGGAGCUUCCCGCGGAAUCGGAGCUACAGCAAUGAUACCAGCAUUCACCAAAGCCGGUGUCAAAGGCAUGGUCCUCGUUGCCUCCAACGCGGCCAAACUAUCCACCGUCGAAGCCUCCGUCAAACAAGCCAACCCGGAACUCGAAACCCUAACCUGCGCCGUCGACAUCUCCAAGUCGGAAGGCGUAGAAAAAGCCUUUGAAAGAAUCAAGCAGCGCUUCAGCCACGCCGACAUUCUCAUCAACGCCGCCGGCGUCCUAACAGGCGACGGACCCAAACUCCACGAGACAAACGUCGACGAAUGGUGGAACAAUUUCGAAAUCAACGCAAAAGGCACAUACCUAGUAACGCGCUCCUUCCUCUCGCUACUCCCGUCGCCCUCGACGCCCGCCACAAUCCUCAGCCUCAGCUCGUGGCAAUCCUUCUUCACGGUGCCGCCCGUGGGCGGCUACCUGAUGAGCAAAUUCGCCGUCGACGCCCUCGCCGCACACGUCGCCGCCGAGUACCCCUGCGUCACCGCCAUCAGCAUGCACCCGGGCCUGGUGGCGACGGACAUGCUGCGCGAGCCGUUUCGCUCGCGGUUCAACAACGAUAGUGCCGAGUUGGUGGGCGGCACGGCGGUGUGGGUGUGUCAGGACAAGGCGAGGUGGUUGAGUGGGCGGUUUGUGAGUGUGAAUUGGGAUGUGGAGGAUUUGAUGGAGAGGAAGGCGGAGGUUUUGCAGGGCGAUUUGUUGAGGUUGGGGCUGAGGGGCGAGUUUGGGAGGGGCGGAAUAGGCGUGCGGUUGUGAAGGGAGGGGUUUGUUGGAAAAAAAUACACACACAUACGGCUUGUUUUUGGCUUUGGUUAAGG